Molecule: messenger RNA, 537 nt
Organism: Penicillium concentricum
Lineage: Eukaryota; Fungi; Ascomycota; Eurotiomycetes; Eurotiales; Aspergillaceae
Exons: 3
Coding region: 1-537 (178 amino acids)
Source: RefSeq, a predicted model, not a curated record
AUGCGCUCUAAGUGCAUACAUACCUUCAAAAAUGAAUUGGAACGCCAGAUUGAACAGCUUACUCGCAAGCCAGAUGCCAGAGUGUACGCUCCUAUCGCUAGCCCCUCUGAGAAUAUCAAAUCAAGGCACACAAUGAGGAAUCCUGUACCUGCACUGUAUACGGAGUCGCAUCCUUCGAGCAUAGUCCCACCCGUUCUUGGCGCCUGGCUGCAAUGGCAGCCUCUCGUCUCAAAUUCUCCGACGCUGUCUAUUCUAACCUCACAGGGCCUAGACUUAAAGCGUGCUGCGGCGGGUUCCGACCUGAAGGAUCAUAUCAAUGCUAGUGUGGCCAAAAAGGAUGGUAUCGCUGCCUUGGUUUCUGUCAUUUCCGAGAAAAGCGCGAGUAACCUGUGCCAAAGCGCACGGAUCGCAUUCUGUUUGCAUCAAAAGUCAGAGGAAAAUCAGCAGCCACCAAACGGCCCUCGGGCCACAUCCGCAGCCGUAACCGCUUGCAACAAUUCGUAUUGCCAUCUCAUUGGGUCCAUGGCUAUCUUUUGA